Messenger RNA from Cladocopium goreaui, 626 nucleotides. NCBI's taxonomy places the organism in Eukaryota, Dinophyceae, Suessiales, Symbiodiniaceae. The record is from the annotation of a GenBank genome assembly.
GCAACCACACCCGCUGGUGCUUGAAUCUCUUGGCAACGCCCAUCCGCAUCAGUGCAGGCCCUGGAGCGCGCUGUGCCUCCCAUGCAGUAGCGGAUCCCAGGCAACUGCGGCACUUGGAGUUGCAAGUUGUUCCCGACGUCGAGGAGUGCAAGGAGGAAGGCGGUUCGUUCUCUUCGGGGCCCUUGUUGCUCAGCGGCUUGACACAGUUCGCCAGCACGGAGGCAAACGAGUUGGUCUCCUGGCGCAACGCGGUGCGCUGCGGCCGCGGCGAGGGCAUGGCCUUCAGCGAGCUGCACCUGUUACUGGAGAUUCGGCGAUGCAGGCACUCGGGGCUGUUGCGAGAAGUCUCAGCCGAGCCCAUGUGGCAGGUGCGGAACGAGACCGGCUGCGAGAUCCUCUUUGGAUUGGCACGAGGAGAGCCGAGGUUUCGGCUCGGGGAGAACCAUGCCAACUGCGUAAUUCUCCAUCGCGCUGCCUGUGGCGAAAGCUGGACAGCCGCCCUGGGUCCCUCGGCGGUGUGGAAGAGUGAACUCCUUGGCCUUGGCUAUGGCAUGUGCAGCCUAGGUGCAGUGCAACACGAUCCAACGUUUCCACUUUGCGCUUGGUUUGGCGUGGCCGGGGUCUGA